GGGAGGCUGUCGAUGACCUGAUGCAGGCGGCGCGGCACGUCGUGGUCGCCCUGUCCGGCGGGGUGGACAGCGCCGUGGCCGCGCUGCUGCUGAGGCGGAGAGGCUACCAAGUGACAGGGGUGUUCAUGAAGAACUGGGACUCACUGGAUGAACAUGGAGUGUGCACUGCCGACAGGGACUGUGAAGAUGCUUACAGAGUUUGCCGGAUCCUUGACAUCCCUUUCCACCAAGUGUCCUAUGUGAAGGAGUACUGGAAUGAUGUGUUCAGUGACUUUUUAAGUGAAUAUGAAAAAGGAAGGACUCCUAAUCCUGACAUAGUCUGCAACAAGCACAUCAAAUUCAGUUGUUUUUUCCAUUAUGCUGUGGAUAAUCUCGGAGCAGACGCAGUCGCCACGGGCCACUACGCCAGGACCUCAUUGGAAGACGAGGAAGUCUUUGAGCAGAAGCACAUUAGGAGACCAGAAGGGCUUUUCAGAAACCGCUUUGAAGUCAGGAACGUGGUUAAACUUCUUCAAGCAGCUGACAGCUUUAAAGACCAGACCUUCUUUCUCAGCCAGGUUUCCCAAGAUGCCCUGAGGAGAACCCUCUUCCCUCUGGGGGGGCUAACGAAAGAUUUUGUCAAGAAAAUAGCUGCUGAGAAUAGACUCCAUCACGUGCUUCAGAAGAAGGAGAGCAUGGGCAUCUGUUUCGUCGGCAAAAGGAAUUUUGAAAAUUUCAUUCUUCAGUAUUUACAGCCCCGGCCUGGUAAAUUCAUUUCUAUAGAAGACAAUAAAGUUCUGGGAACACACAAAGGUUGGUUCCUGUAUACUUUGGGCCAGAGAGCCAAGAUAGGCGGCUUACGGGAGCCCUGGUAUGUGGUGGAGAAGGACAGCACCAAGGGCGAUGUGUUUGUGGCCCCCCGGACAGACCACCCGGCUCUGUACAGGGACCUGCUGCGGACCAACCGCGUGCACUGGAUCGCGGAGGAGCCGCCGGCAGCCCUGGUCCGGGACAAGAUGAUGGAGUGCCACUUCCGGUUCCGCCACCAGAUGGCGCUAGUGCCCUGUGUGCUGACCCUCAACCAAGACGGCACCGUGUGGGUGACAGCUGUGCGGGCCGUGCGGGCCCUGGCCCCAGGACAGUUUGCCGUCUUCUAUAAGGGGGAGGAGUGUCUGGGCAGCGGGAAAAUCCUGCGCUUGGGGCCAUCUGCCUACAUACUCCAGAAGGGCAAGAGCAAGUCCAGAGUGGCCGUCGAGGGCCCCAGCGACGGCCCCAGCGACGGCCCAGGGCUGGGCCCCGUGCUCUGAAGGAGGCUGAGCGGCUGCUGCACACCCGGGAGCAGGCCCGGAGGAGUGGAGCCCAUUGUGGAGCUGUC
Lontra canadensis (Northern American river otter) is the source of this 1354-nucleotide messenger RNA. RefSeq names its product tRNA 5-methylaminomethyl-2-thiouridylate methyltransferase (gene TRMU). The record is from RefSeq and is a predicted model, not a curated record. Gene Ontology annotation, molecular function: sulfurtransferase activity. NCBI's taxonomy places the organism in Eukaryota, Metazoa, Chordata, Mammalia, Carnivora, Mustelidae. Gene Ontology annotation, biological process: tRNA wobble position uridine thiolation. The transcript is spliced from 11 exons. The coding region runs from base 21 to 1286 and encodes 421 amino acids. Gene Ontology annotation, cellular component: mitochondrion.